Molecule: messenger RNA, 1512 nt
Organism: Zophobas morio
Lineage: Eukaryota; Metazoa; Arthropoda; Insecta; Coleoptera; Tenebrionidae
Exons: 4
Coding region: 1-1512 (503 amino acids)
Molecular function (GO): catalytic activity
Source: RefSeq, a predicted model, not a curated record
AUGAGAAACACGAAACAAGAAAUACAAGAAAAAAUCGAAGAGCCCGAAGAACAAAUUCUAUUGUUAGGAGGGGACUUUAAUGCCAGAAUAGGGAACAAAAGGAGGGAAAAAGACGGGGAAAACACACGAAAAUCGAAAGAUAAAGUAGAAAAUAAAGACGGAAAAUUGCUAUGGGAAUUAAUUGAAGAAAGAGGUUGGGAAGUCUUGAAUGGGAUGAAGGAAGGGGACGAGGAAGGGAAAUUUACCUGGAUAGGUAAAAGAGCGGAAUCGGUAAUAGACUACGUAAUAGUAAACGGAUUAGCAGAAGAAGAGGUAGAAACAUUCAAGAUAGGAGAAAGAGUGGACUCCGAUCAUAUGCCACUAGAAGUAAAAGUGAGGGGCAUAAGUAGAGGGAGCGGAUGCGUAAGGAAUGAAGUAGGAAAAGAGAAGAAGAUAUGGUGGAAGAAGCAUUUUAUGAAACUGUUGAAUGGAAAGGAAGAGAGAAUUGUAGUGCAAGAUAGUAAAACUGGGAUUGGUGGUAGAGAAAGGGAAGCGGAGAUUCGAGUAGAGGAAGUAGGAAAACAAGUAGGAAGACUGAAAAGGGGAAAAGCACCAAGGAGGGAUGGAUUGAGCAAGUUAAUGAAUGAUGUGUGGACGGGUAAAGGUUUUCCCAGGGAAUGGAGAGUAGGACAAAUAUGUCCAAUUCAUAAAAAGGGUAGUAAAGAAAAAGUAGAGAAUUAUCGGGGAAUAACUCUUCUAAAUACGGCAUAUAAACUCUACGCAAUGGUGUUAAAUGAAAGUUUGGUGACAGAGAUGAACGAAAAGAGUAUAUUACCGGAAAGUCAAGCAAGAUUUAGAAGAGGUAAAGGGGCUAUGGACAAUGUAUAUAUCCUGCAUCAUCUAAUAGAAAAAGAGUUACUAAAGGAAGGAGGUCGGGUACAUGCACUGUCUGUAGACCUAAAAGCCGCGUUUGAUACGGUGGACAGAGAGUGUUUGCGGGAAUGCAUGGAAAGAAGAGGACUGAGUGAAAAGUUAAUUGUAGCAGCAAGAGAGAUUUAUAGAGAGACAGUGACUAGGGUGAGAGUGCGAGGAAUAGAAAGCGAAAUGUUUUGGACGACGAAAGGAUUGAGACAGGGAUGCCCAUUAAGUCCCAGUCUGUUUGUUUGUUACAUAAGUGAUAUCGAGGAAAUGUUUAGAGGAGUACAAGCGGGAGGAAUUGUGGUGAGGAGAGGAAAGAUAUGGGGAUGGAAGGAAUAUGCAGAGAUUGAAGCAGUACAAGAAAAAUAUUUGAGGUGGAUGUUAGGGCUACGGAAAGAGACGCCAGGCUAUAUAGUAAGAGAAGAAUGUAAACGAGAGAAACUAAGAAUAUACACUGGGAAAAGAGCUGUAAAGUAUGAUGAAAGGUUGAAAGAAAGAGAGGAAUGUAGGAUAUUGUAUGAAUGCUGGAAGGAAAAAAAAAGUAAGCAGGGAAAGAACAUCAUAAAGGUAGACAAGGAUAUUAUGAAAGACUGGGACACACAUGGAUGGAAAUAG